GCAUGCGUACGCGGAUGUCAAGUUUGUCCUGCAGUUGGUGAAAAGUUCUCCAGAGCGACGUGAUCAGAAGCAUCAAAUCUACGGAGUAACAUACAAGACAAGUCUGAUCAAAGUACGGAGACAAAAUAGCAACCCAUAAUGUUCACAAGCAGUGGCGCAGUAUGGGUCUCGCUGGACUUAGGAGCGGGCAUGUGGUGCGGUUUGCUGCGGUGGCGACGUUCUGUGUGCCGCAGUGGCGCUGUUUGGCCGCCGGAGGGCAGCGCGGGACCGAUGCGCAUGUUUUCUACGCAGUGGCGCUGGAGAGAGGCAGCAGGGCGGCGCGAGCCCUGGCCGAGCAACACGGGCUGCAGUUCAUCUCGCGGAUUGGAAACCUGGAGGGCCACUACACACUGAGGGCUAGUGAGAGCACCAUUACCACAACCCUGGAACACACACUGACACAACACGCUGGGGUAAAGUGGCUCCAGAGGCAACAAGCACACUACAGAGACGAGAGAGCAGCCAUCCCAGGGGUCCGGAACAGCAACCAGUACAAGUUUAUUGGGCAGAAACAGAGUGGGCGGGGUUUUGGAACUGAGCCACCUGAUUCGUUACAUUUCAACGACCCUCUGUGGCCCAUGCAGUGGGAACUGUUUAAUUAUGGCCAGGUUGGCUCCAGUCUCUUGGACAUAAAUGUGAUGCCUGUUUGGCUCAGAAACAUCACGGGGAAUGGAGUAGUAGUCUGCAUCAUAGAUGAUGGUGUGGAUCAUUCAAACCUGGAUUUGAAGAAGAAUUUUGAGGUGUUUGCGAGCUUUGACCUGCGUGGUGCCCAUGGCCUUUCCCAUGAUCCCAUGCCACUGAGAGAUGAGGAGAAUGGUCAUGGCACAAAGUGUGCAGGAGAGAUAGCGAUGGAGGCUAAUAACUGCUACUGCGGAGUGGGUAUUGCCUUCAAUGCCCGCGUCGGAGGCAUCCGUCUUUUGGACGGUUCGUUGACAGACUCUAUGGAGGCCUCCGCCCUCACCUACAACAAUGACUUCAUCGACAUCUACACCUGCUGCUGGGGGCCACGUGACGAUGGCACAGAACUAACGGGACCUGCUAUGCUCACGGAGAAAGCCCUGCGCCUAGGAACACACAAGGGUCGAGGUGGCAAGGGAAGCAUCUUUGUGUGGGCGUCUGGAAAUUGUGGAAUGUCGAACGAUCACUGCGGGGCCGAUGGCUACGUCAACAGCAUCUACACCAUUGCCAUUGGAACCAUCAGUCACACGUGAGAGCCCGCCUCAUUUGGGGAGCCCUGCCCUGCCACCAUGGCUGUCACCCCCACUGGGAACAGUUUCCUCCACCCCCUGCCUCUGGUGACUGUGUCUAACCUUGGUGAUGGCUGUGUCACACACUUUGCUGGAACAUCCAGUGCAGCUCCGAUUGCAGCCGGAGUGCUGGCCUUAGUGCUGGAGGCAAACCCAGAUCUGUCAUGGAGAGACGUUCAUAUGCACCUGAUUGCAAGAACAGCAAAGGUUCCAGAUCCCAACCAACCAGGCUGGAUCACCAAUGGAGCUGAAUACCAUGUCCACGACAGGUAUGGCUUCGGGCUGCUGGACGCUGCUGUGAUAGUGCAGAAUGCUCGUCAGUUCCCGGCGGCAGCAGCUCAGCAGAAAUGUGAGCAAAGCGUCACUCUUCUGCCAGUACAGGUCCUUCCAUUUGGAGGCGAGGUUAGUGUGAACAUACACUCAGAGGCCUGUAGAGGGCAGCACAAUGAGGUCAGCACUCUCGAGCAUGUGCAGGUAACAGUGAGCAUGAGUGCUGUGUGUCGUGGUGACAUCAGUAUAGAGCUCCUGUCUCCGGCGCAGACACGCUCUCUCCUGCUCGGGACACGCCGUGAAGACGCCUCGCCGGAAGGUUUCAGGAACUGGACCAUGUUGAGCAUGCAGAGCUGGAGGGAGAGUCCCCACGGCACCUGGACCCUCACUGUGAAGGAUCACAAAGGGACUGUUGCUGGCUGUGGUCAAAGCCACACAGAGGAGGCAGCUGGUGCUGUACUGAAUGUCACGCUAACACUAUAUGGCACCUACAGUCCCAACAGAACUCAUCACGAAGGGUCUCUGAGUGGUUUCAUGGCCCUGGGUAAGCUCCAUGCGCUUCCUCACAGGAGGAACAGGUUUACACCACAGGAUCUAAUCCACUGGGCCUUCCAGCUGGAGCGUGCCAGUAAGGUCAGCCCUGCCGACAUCCAGGUCGCUCCUCGCUGCUUCAAGAAACCCAUGGUAGAGUAUUUGUCAAUGCCCACGUUCAGCUCCCUAGACAUGGACGACACUGAUGGAGAGAGCCUUGAGUCCUACCUGCACACGCUCUGGAACACUUUGAGAGGCAGCGCACAGGUGGCCACGGCUCACAACGAUGCCCUGAGACAAGUUGAACCACUGCCUGAGGACUAACGUUUGUGUGUCUGUCUGUGUUUGUGAGAGAAAAAGAGGAAUAUAGUGAGUGACCACACACCUUCACUAAUAAUUUAUUUGCAAAUAAAUAAUAAAUGGUCUUUAGUCAAGUGUAUAACGUCUGACUGUGUUGGAAUGUGGUCCCGGGUUCAUCGAGCAGGAGUAACCCCUCCCUGAGCUCCUGCAGCCUGUGCUAGCUCUGGACGAGGGGCGCGGUACGGAGCCUCACUGAGUGCCGUUCUGGGUGCCCACCGCUGCCUCCAACAGCGCACGCCAGCAUACGUACCAGCAGGCUUUGCUGCCAUGUGCUAGAGUGGACAUAGCUGUGCAGGAUGUCGAGGUGCUCCAGGCCAGGGCAGGAGGCUGAAAGCUGUUCGAG
Messenger RNA from Electrophorus electricus (electric eel), 2790 nucleotides. The record is from RefSeq and is a predicted model, not a curated record. NCBI's taxonomy places the organism in Eukaryota, Metazoa, Chordata, Actinopteri, Gymnotiformes, Gymnotidae.